Molecule: messenger RNA, 932 nt
Organism: Anopheles maculipalpis
Lineage: Eukaryota; Metazoa; Arthropoda; Insecta; Diptera; Culicidae
Product: brachyurin-like
Exons: 1
Coding region: 19-930 (303 amino acids)
Biological process (GO): proteolysis
Molecular function (GO): serine-type endopeptidase activity
Source: RefSeq, a predicted model, not a curated record
AGAACCAGCGUAAGCAAGAUGAAAACGUUCAGUGUGGUCGCCCUGUUGGCAUUGGCCGUCGUCGCUAGUGGCGAAUGGAUCGAGAUCGAUUGGUCGAAGGUGAAACCGAUCGAGGAGUUCGAUCACUACUGGCAACGACUGCCGGCGGAGCUACAGUUUCUACGCUACGCCCGUCCCUCGCAGCGCAUCGUUAAUGGUGAGGAAGCCGUCCCCGGUCAGUUCCCGUACCAGAUUGCACUGCUGAGCAACUUUGCCGCUGGUGGUGGUCUGUGCGGUGGUACCGUGAUCACCAACAACUACAUCCUGACUGCCGCUCACUGUGUGGUCGAUGGAAAUGGUGCCCUUGCUACGGACGGUACGGCGAUUCUUGGUGCGCACAAUCGUAUCACGAACGAACCAACCCAGCAGCGUAUUGGAUUCGUGCAGUCCGGUGUGUCCGUCCAUCCGAACUACAAUGCGGCACUCAUCCGUAACGACAUUGCUACGGUGCGUUUAAACACUCCGGCUGUGUUUAACGAUCGCGUCCAACCGAUCGCACUUCCGGCUCGCUCCGAUAGCCGCACGUUUGCCGGUUUGAUUGGUACGGCGUCUGGCUUUGGGCGUACCUCGGACGCUCUGCCCGGUGCGUCGGAUGUGCUGAUGUUCACCAACAACCCGGUCAUGACGAAUGCCGCUUGCAUCAGUGCCUGGAACAUUAUUCUGGUGUCGGAUCAGAACGUGUGUCUGGAUGCUACCGGUGGACGUUCGGUGUGCAACGGUGACUCGGGUGGCCCACUGACGGUGCAGGAUGGUGGAAACAGUCUCGAGAUUGGUAUUGCAUCGUUCGUGUCGGCACAGGGCUGCGCCUCGGGCAUUCCAUCCGUGUGGGUUCGAGUGUCCUUCUAUCGGGACUUUAUCGAGCAGAACUCGGACUACGUGUUCGGAGCUUAGAA